Molecule: messenger RNA, 406 nt
Organism: Orbicella faveolata
Lineage: Eukaryota; Metazoa; Cnidaria; Anthozoa; Scleractinia; Merulinidae
Product: coactosin-like protein
Biological process (GO): regulation of actin filament polymerization
Cellular component (GO): site of polarized growth; cortical actin cytoskeleton; actin filament
Molecular function (GO): actin filament binding
Source: RefSeq, a predicted model, not a curated record
UCUGUUCUUGACAGGGCUGUUCUCAAAUACGACGACAAGACCAUUGUUCUCGUCGCAACAGGGAAGGACUAUGAAGAAUUUCGAUCUCAUUUUGCUGAGAGUGAUCGCGCAUACGGGUUUGUCCGCAUCGAAACUGGAGACGAACUUAGCAAAAGAGCCAAGUUCGCUUUCAUAACAUGGAUCGGUGAAAGUGUCUCGGGAAUACUCAAGGGCAAAGUCAGCACAGACAAGUCUAUUGUGAAACAAGUAAUCCAGAAUUUUGCCGCAGAAAUCUCGACCAGUGACAAGGAGGAGCUCGAACUGAAUCAUGUAAAAGAGCUUGUGGUGAAGGCUGGAGGAGCUAACUAUGGCUCUGCCAAAUAACUUGUACACUACACUCAAAUAAUUAAACGCAAGUUUCAUCGCG